Peromyscus eremicus (cactus mouse) is the source of this 973-nucleotide messenger RNA. RefSeq names its product RD3 regulator of GUCY2D (gene Rd3). The transcript is spliced from 2 exons. NCBI's taxonomy places the organism in Eukaryota, Metazoa, Chordata, Mammalia, Rodentia, Cricetidae. The record is from RefSeq and is a predicted model, not a curated record. Bases 14 to 601 code for a protein of 195 amino acids.
GGCCUGGAGGACCAUGUCCCUCAUCCCAUGGCUCCGGUGGAACGACACCCCACCCCGGCUGUCCGCCCGGAGCCCAGCGGAGAUGGUGCUGGAGACACUGAUGAUGGAGCUGGCUGGGCAGAUGCGGGAGGUGGAGAGGCAGCAGAGGGAGCGUCGCAGCGCCGUCAGGAAGAUCUGUACUGGAGUGGACUACAGCUGGCUGGCCAGCACACCCAGGCCUACCUAUGACCUCAGCCCUGGUGAGCGGCUGCAGCUGGAGGAUGUAUGUGCCAAGAUCCACCCAUCCUACUGUGGGCCUGCCAUCCUCAGGUUCCGACAGCUGCUAGCUGAGCGGGAGCCCGAGGUGCAGGAGGUGGCGCGGCUCUUCCGCUCGGUGCUGCAGGAGGCCCUGGAGAAGACGAAGCAGGAGGAGGAAGCCCAUAAGCUGACGCGUCAGUGGAGCUUGAGGCCCCGAGGCAGCCUGUCCGCCUUCAAGAGCCGAGCACGCAUUGCUCCUUUCGCCAGUGACAUCCGGACCAUCUCGGAGGACGUGGAGCGUGAUGCGCCACCCCCACCACGCACCUGGAGCAUGCCGGAGUUCAGGGCGCCCCAGGCCGACUGACCUCCCUGGGCGGUCACCUGCAGGAGGGAAUGACAGGCCGGUGACCGGGUUGCCGGUGCUGGAACCUCCCCACCUACCCGGAACAGGAGACCCACCAAACAGCACAGCUGAACCACCUGAGCCACCUACCCAAGUGUGCACACCUGCUUGGCUACAGGGAGGAGUCAGGACUGGAGCCCUGUUCCUCCCCAACGAGUCUCCGCUUCCCAGCCUGACGCAUACACAAGGCCUGGUGUUGGAGCAGGCGCGCCUUCCCAUCUCUUACCACUGUCUGGAACAAGGAACAAGUGUCUGCCUCUUUGGCAAGGCCUGCAUUCUCAUCCCAAUUUCCAGGAUGCCCCAUUCACCCUACCCAUUUGGGGCACCUUUUCU